Molecule: messenger RNA, 1895 nt
Organism: Aspergillus uvarum CBS 121591
Lineage: Eukaryota; Fungi; Ascomycota; Eurotiomycetes; Eurotiales; Aspergillaceae
Product: aminopeptidase P family protein
Exons: 2
Coding region: 139-1620 (493 amino acids)
Molecular function (GO): metalloaminopeptidase activity; manganese ion binding
Source: RefSeq, a predicted model, not a curated record
CUCACCUCCUUGGUCACCCUCUCCUCCUCCUUCUUCCUCCUGCGUGAAAUCCUCCUACCUCCGGGCCAUCCCCUCCUACUCUUGACACAUUGAUCUUAGUCCUCACAUCUUACUUUAGCGCCUGCAUUCUCUCAAGCAAUGCGUGUCUCAGCUCAUCCGGAUCUUGUCUCCGAUCUGAAGGUCUGCAAUGUUCGCUGGUCCGUCAAGGGCCAUGAAUUCGAUAAAUACCCAGCCAAGCAGCAUGCGCGCAGGGUCGCGAUAAAACUGGGGGUCUCGAGCGGCCUUAUCUAUCUUGCCGGCACACCAACAAUCAAUUGGGGAGAUUCGGAUCAACCGCAGACCUUCCGACAAAGACGCUACUUCUACUAUCUCAGUGGCGUGGAUGAACCCGAUUGCUUUCUGACCUACGAUAUCAAGAAAGACUUGUUGGUUCUCUAUGUUCCCGACUUCGAUCUGCAUCGGGCGAUCUGGAUGGGGCCCACGCUGACCGUUGACGAGGCUCAACGGCGGUUUGAUGUAGACCGAGUUCGCUACCAUACCUCUCUAGACAAAGAUAUCACGUACUGGGCCCAAGAGUACAACGACACCGCGCCAGUGUAUGUUCUUCAUACGUCUCAGCAACCCGAAGCACCAGCCACCAAGCUUCGGAUAGACGAUGAGCGCCUGCUUCCUGCAAUGGAUGCGGCUCGAGUCAUUAAAGAUGGCCAUGAGAUCCAACUAAUUCGCCAGGCAAACAUCAUUUCCGGCCUGGCUCACCGGAAGGUGCUGGAGAAGAUCCACAAGAUGACCAACGAAACACAGAUCGAAGGACUAUUUCUGGCCACAUGUGUGUCGCACGGCGCGAAGAACCAAGCGUACGAGAUCAUUGCUGGCUCGGGUCCCAACGCCGCCACCCUUCACUACAUCAAAAACAAUGAGCCCCUGAAAGGUCGACAGCUGGUCUGUUUAGAUGCGGGGGCGGAAUGGGAGUGCUAUGCGAGCGAUGUCACUCGGACGUUCCCCCUGGGCGCGGAGUGGCCCAGUGAGUAUGCUCGCGACGUUUAUCAAAUUGUAGAGGAGAUGCAAGAGGAAUGUAUCAGGCGCAUCAAACAGGGGGUACGAUUUCGAGACUUGCAGCUCCUGGCACACAACAUUGCCAUUCAAGGGUUACAAGCACUGGGCGUACUCAAGCCUGGACCUGUAGAGGAGAUCCGGGAGUCAGGGGCGUCGGCGAUUUUCUUCCCUCACGGGCUGGGACACCACGUAGGACUGGAAGUCCACGACGUCUCGGAGAGGCCAAUCACGGCCCAGGGCCAGCGGGGAAGACGCGACCUGGUGCCGCCCACUAGCCUUUCGUUUCCAGUGUUAGAGGAAGGCAUGGUGGUGACGAUCGAGCCCGGCAUCUACUUCUCUCAAUUGGCGCUGGCCAAUGCUCAGAAGCAACCGCUCGCCCGACACAUCAACUUCGUCGAAGCGGUGAAGUACAUCCCCGUCGGUGGAGUGCGGAUCGAGGACGAUAUCCUAGUGACGAGGACGGGAUACGAGAAUCUGACGACAGCGCCAAAGGGGAAGGAAAUGCUGGAGAUCAUCCGUCGCGGGAUCGACAACGGCCGGGGGAGCCAUCAGUCAGUUUUAUCUUGACUGCUUUCUCCUCAGUAGACUACCGGUACAUGAGUAGACAGCUUUUUAUCCCGGGUUGCUUGGCGAAAUCCAGCCGUGUUUCACAGUCCCUUCGACUGUCUAGACCUUCUAGCGUGUGUGGACCGUCAUUGAUUCGGCCAGAGAUAUCAUCAUGGAUGGAGGCGGAAUGUGAGUGGUGCCUCAAAGACUCUGUGGGCUUCUUUCUUCCUGUGACUAUCAUAACCUUACUUUUCAGGCUCAACAAUCCUUGAAACCAAACCUGUAAUCUUUACAAC